UUGAAUAGUGUAGUCUAGCAUGAGUCCAGCAACUGUUUAGCCCUAAGCGAGCAUAGCAUAUGCAUCUUGCACAUUUUUGUUAAAAGUAUAUAAAAAAGGUUACACGCUUCAUCAUGGCCCUCUGUUGUUCUCUGUCGAACGAAGUUCCCGAACAUCCUGUGGUCUCACCGGUGUCAGGAUCUGUGUUUGAACGUCGGCUGAUUGAAAAGUACAUUGCUGAUAACGGGGUAGAUCCCAUCAAUGGGAAAGAAAUAACUGUAGAUCAACUUAUUGAAAUCAAAACCCCCCCAAUUGUUAAGCCUAAAGUACCAUCUGCAACAAGCAUUCCCGCUGUGCUUAAAUCUUUACAAGAUGAAUGGGAUGCUGUCAUGUUAAAUUCCUUUACUUUGAGGCAACAAUUACAAACUGCUCGACAAGAAUUGAGUCAUGCUCUCUACCAACAUGAUGCUGCUUGUCGUGUUAUUGCACGCCUCCACAAGGAAGUAUCUACAGCACGGGAAGCACUUGCAACUCUUAAGCCCCAGACUGGCUAUGCUGCUGUAUCUACACCAUCUGUUGCUGCCUCAGCUGAAGCUGGUGGUGUGGCAGCACAACCGAUCGAGGCAGCUGGAUUAACUCCGGAAAUCAUAUCACAAUUACAAGAUAAAGCCACUGUUCUUACUCAAGAACGAAAACGUAGAGGCAAGACCAUGCCCGAAGGCUUAGCUACAGCAGAAGCUUUGAAGGGAUAUAAAACUUUGGCAUCUCAUCCGGCUUUGCACAGUGCAAGUAUGCCCGGAAUUUUGACCAUGGACGUUCAUGCCGCUGAUACUUCUCAUAUUUUGACUGGAGGUAACGAUCGAUGCGCUACAGUUUUUAACAAGGACACUGAGCAGGUUGUUGCUGUUCUCAAGGGACAUACAAAAAAAGUUACCAAGGUGCUUUAUCAUCCAGAAGAGGAAGUCGCGAUAACAGCAUCUCCUGAUGCGACGAUUCGUGUUUGGAAUAUAACCGGUUCCUCACAAUCUGCCAUCAUCCGUGCUCAUGAUGGUCCUGUCACAGGCUUGUCGCUCCACGCAACCGGAGAAUAUGUUUUGUCGACGUCACUGGAUCAACACUGGGCAUUUUCAGAUAUUCGCGUUGGGCGGUUGUUGACAAAGGUUGCCGACACAGACGGAAAUCCGCUCACGACAGCCCAGUUCCAUCCAGAUGGUCUCAUUUUCGGUACUGGAACACAAGAUUCACAGAUCAAAAUUUGGGAUUUAAAAGAACAAUCUAACGUGGCCAACUUUCCAGGUCAUUCCGGUCCUAUUGCGGCUUUGUCAUUUUCAGAAAAUGGUUACUAUUUGGCUACAGCGGCAGAAGACUCUUGCGUCAAAUUGUGGGAUUUACGUAAAUUGAAGAAUUUUAAAACAAUUCAGCUCGACGAGGGAUACGAAGUUAAGGACUUGUGCUUCGAUCAAAGCGGCACCUACCUUGCUGUGGCUGGUACCGACGUGCGCGUUUAUCUCUGCAAGCAAUGGGAAACUCUGAAGACUUUUAACGACCAUACAGCAUUGGCUAUGGGAGUCCGUUUCGGCAACCAUGCGCAGUCGAUAGCGUCUGUGAGUAUGGAUCGUACGCUGAAAAUUUAUGGCAUCGAGUGAUUCACUGUAUUCUAUGUUGAGAGGGGAUUUUUAAAUGAACAUUUUCCGUCUUAUCCUUUUUUUUGCUGUAAGGUGUGCAAACCGCAUCGAACUCUCGCCCUCACAAAAAUACACGCGUUUCAUUUUUCCCAUCAAAAA
Molecule: messenger RNA, 1763 nt
Organism: Daphnia pulicaria
Lineage: Eukaryota; Metazoa; Arthropoda; Branchiopoda; Diplostraca; Daphniidae
Gene: Prp19
Product: pre-mRNA-processing factor 19-like
Exons: 8
Coding region: 114-1625 (503 amino acids)
Biological process (GO): mRNA splicing, via spliceosome; protein ubiquitination; DNA repair
Cellular component (GO): U2-type catalytic step 1 spliceosome; Prp19 complex; cytoplasm
Molecular function (GO): ubiquitin protein ligase activity; protein binding
Source: RefSeq, a predicted model, not a curated record